AUGACGGAUCUACUCAAUCGCGCCGGGAUGCUUGACUGUAAGCCACUUACCACACCAGCAGCUGUCACGGUGCCAGUGUCUACGGAUGCCUCUCCCUUCGAAAACCCCACUCAAUACAGGCGCAUUGUGGGGGCACUCCAGUAUUUAACGAUUACGAGGCCAGACUUGUCCUACUCGGUCAAUCGUUUAUGUCAAUUUAUGCAUGCACCUACAGACGACCACUGGAGUUUGGCUAAACGGGUAUUACGUUAUAUCAAGGGCACUAUAGACUAUGGCUUGCGCAUUGCUCCAUCCGCAUCCACGACUAUCCAGGCGUUCUCCGACUCUGACUGGGCAGGUUGUACGAUUGACAGGAAGAGCACGAGUGGUUAUGCUGUGUUUCUCGGGACCAACUUAAUUUCAUGGCUAUCCAGGAAGCAGCGUACGGUAGCACGUUCGUCCACCGAAGCAGAAUACAAAGCCCUAGCCGAUGUGUCUGCAGAGGUAACAUGGGUUGUUUCUUUAUUGAAGGAGCUUGGACUGCAUUCCUCCCAUCCGGCCACCUUGUGGUGUGAUAAUCUUGGAGCAACGUAUUUGUGUGCAAACCCGGUUUUUCAUGCGUGGACAAAUCAUGUCGAGAUUGAUUAUCACUUUGUGCGGGACAAGGUUGCCUCAGGAGACUUUGUCGUCAAUUUUGUAUCAACUAAAGACUAG
Molecule: messenger RNA, 693 nt
Organism: Ipomoea nil (Japanese morning glory)
Lineage: Eukaryota; Viridiplantae; Streptophyta; Magnoliopsida; Solanales; Convolvulaceae
Exons: 1
Coding region: 1-693 (230 amino acids)
Source: RefSeq, a predicted model, not a curated record